This is a messenger RNA of Vigna radiata var. radiata (mung bean), 1439 nucleotides long. Its product is annotated as zinc finger protein CONSTANS-LIKE 2. Bases 137 to 1210 code for a protein of 357 amino acids. Gene Ontology annotation, biological process: regulation of flower development. The transcript has 2 exons. Lineage: Eukaryota; Viridiplantae; Streptophyta; Magnoliopsida; Fabales; Fabaceae. Gene Ontology annotation, cellular component: nucleus. Gene Ontology annotation, molecular function: protein binding; zinc ion binding. The record is from RefSeq and is a predicted model, not a curated record.
CCUCAUUCACUGCUUACACAAAAACACAAACACAACACAACUUCCCAAGUUCUUAGUUUCUUCCUUUUUUUUCUAGUUCACACCGAAACGGCAAGAGCUUACUAAAUUCAGUCUGACAAAACUACUAACUCCCCGAAUGUUGGAGGGAGAAGCUACUGGCACGUGGGCGCGCGCGUGCGACACGUGCCGCUCCGCAGCCUCCACCGUCUUCUGCCGCGCCCACAACGCCUACCUCUGCGCCUCCUGCGAUGGCCGCGUGCACCACGCGUCCUCCUCCUCUUGGCACGAGCGUGUGUGGGUCUGCGAGGCCUGCGAACGGGCCCCCGCGGCGUUUCUCUGCAAGGCCGACGCCGCCUCCCUCUGCUCCUCAUGCGACGCCGACAUCCACUCCGCGAACCCUCUCGCAAGCCGCCACCACCGCGUCCCCAUCCUCCCCAUCGCUGCCGGCCACCACUCUCACGUCGAAAUCGACGUCGCCGACGACGACGAUGGUGCUGACGUGGAUGAUGAAGACGAAACCGCUUCCUGGCUCUUGCUCAACCCUGUCAAAACUGGCACUGUCCCUAACAGCAACAAUAAUGGGUUCUUGUACAGUGGUGAGGUUGACGAGUAUUUGGACCUUGUUGAUAACUGUAACUCUUGUGGUGACAACAACCACUUCGCUGCAACUACCACUACUGCUACUACUGCUGAUCAUUACGCUCAGCACCAUCAUUUUGAUGGUGUUUCUCAGAAGAGUUAUGCCGGGGACAGCGUGGUUCCGGUUCAGCAGCACCACCAUUUUCAGCUUGGCUUGGAGUUUGAGAAUUCUAAAGCUGCCUUCAGUUACAAUGGUUCUAUUAGUCAAAGUAUUUCAGUUUCAUCAAUGGAUAUUGGUGUUGUACCUGAAUCACCGAUGAGGGAUGUCUCAAUUUCCCAUACAAGACCCCCCAAAGGGACGAUUGACCUAUUUUCUGGACCUCCCAUUCAGAUGCCUUCCCACUUUUCUCCAAUGGACAGGGAGGCCAGAGUCCUAAGGUACAGAGAGAAAAAGAAGACAAGAAAAUUUGAGAAAACGAUCAGGUAUGCCUCGAGGAAGGCCUAUGCAGAGACCAGACCCCGAAUAAAGGGUCGUUUUGCCAAGAGAACAGAUGUGGAAGCUGAAGUGGAUCAGAUGUUCUCCACAACACUAAUGACAGAAGUUGGAUAUGGCAUUGUUCCCUCUUUCUGAAUAUGCUGUGUUGAACAAAAGUGGCAUUGCCAAAUGAUCAUGAUCAAUAGAAUUGGCAACCACUUAUGUACUAAGUUGUUUUGUUGAUAAUGUAUUUUUUAUGUAAUCUAAUUACUCCAAGUUGCACUAAUCGGAUGCUUUUAUUAUUUUGUUUACUGUAUUUUGAAUGAAACUUGUAUUUGUAAAUACAGUCCUUGUAUUAAAUUAUAGUCAACAUAUCUUUGAUAAA